Messenger RNA from Daktulosphaira vitifoliae (grape phylloxera), 1172 nucleotides. Its product is annotated as alpha-tocopherol transfer protein-like. Gene Ontology annotation, molecular function: phosphatidylinositol bisphosphate binding. The record is from RefSeq and is a predicted model, not a curated record. NCBI's taxonomy places the organism in Eukaryota, Metazoa, Arthropoda, Insecta, Hemiptera, Phylloxeridae. The coding region runs from base 16 to 1068 and encodes 350 amino acids. The transcript is spliced from 8 exons. Gene Ontology annotation, cellular component: membrane.
UACCUCACAAUUAAAAUGAGUUUUUUAUAUUACUUAUGUUUUUCCGUUCAAUCCGGUAUUCCCCUCCUACACAUCCUGAACAUUUUCUUUGCGAGUUUUAGUGAUCUAUUCGUGACUAGUCUAUCAGUAUACUUCAACCAGACUCCAAGUCGAAAGCCUCGCAGCAACAACAGGAUGUCAAAAUACAAUUACAAACAACCCGAGAAUGGUUUGUCUGAAAGCAUGAUGAUAGUCAGACGAGAACUUGGUAUGAAUGAAAAAAGUGUCAAGCGGGAUGUCGGUAGACUCAGUAAAUGGUUAAAAGAACAACCAGAAUUACCUGAUAAAUUGGAAGGAGUUGACACGGAUUUGUGGCUAGAAAAUUACUUGAUUAUGAAUAAGAAUGAUGUAGAAAGAGCAAAAGAAAACUUGGCAACUUAUUUUCAAUUAAAUAGUCACAUUCCGGAAGUAAUGGUGGCUGACCGAGAUCCAUUUUCAAGAAAAGAAAUGAUACAAGCAUUUGAAACCACAAUUGUAGCUAUGAUGCCUACUACUAUGGAAAAUGGAUUUAAAGUUGGAGUAUUCAUGCACAGAGCCAACACACUAACGUCAGAAUACAAUCCAACGGGAAUGGCAAUGAUGCUUACAUGCAUUGCUGAUUAUUAUCUAUCUAUGGGACACGAUUUUACCAAAAUUGUAGUGGUCGUUGAUCUAGAAAUGUUACAGUUGGGUCAUCUGGCCAAAUAUCCUUUGAGAGCAAUGCGAAGAUUUUUCCUCUAUGCCUGGAAAGCAUAUCCAGAGAGAGUAGCACAAAUAAACAUCAUUAAUCCACCAAAAAUUUUGAGUGUAGCUUUGACUCUAUUUAAGCCCUUUUUAAAACAAAAAAUCCGUAAUAGAAUAGUUGUUCAUCGCAAUUUAGAUUCACUAAUUGAAAACGUUCCUUUAAAAUAUUUACCUAAGGAAUAUGGAGGUGAAUAUCCAUCACUCGUCGAACUACACGAGGAAUGGCGCACAAAAUUAGCAAACCACCAAGAAUACUUCAGGGUGCGAGUCAACAAACACGUCACACUGAAUACAGAGAGAACUUAAAACUAUAAACAAUACCUAUUAAAACUGUUAAGAAUUUUAACUUUAUUGGUUUAGGGUACUUUUUAGAGCUUAUAUUUUACAAUAGUUUAAAGUAAUUUUUAUGA